This is a messenger RNA of Amoebophrya sp. A120, 577 nucleotides long. The record is from the annotation of a GenBank genome assembly. NCBI's taxonomy places the organism in Eukaryota, Dinophyceae, Syndiniales, Amoebophryaceae.
AGCAGUUGUGCCAAGUGUUUAUCUCAAAAACAAGACGUACGUAGUACAACAAAAACAACGUUUACCUUCUCUAAGAAGUUUUUUCGCAACAAAAUCUACGUAUAAAGAAUCUCUACAUGGAUAAUUAUUUCUUGUAAGAAUAUUAAAAAUCAAGUCAAAAAUAUUACCGGCUUUGCUCCGCUGGUGACAGUACUUAUCUUCGCACGUUCGAGUCUAGUAGAUCUCGCUAUUGCCUGUGGCUUCGAUAAUAAUAAUAAUAGAUCUCGCGGGUCGAUUUUCCUUGGAAUUUCUACCGUGGGGAAACAGGAACGAGAAAACAAAACCUUUUUCUUUGAGUAAUAAAAGAAUUUUACAACACCUUUCUUACUUUUUGGACAAUUUCUAAAAUCGUUUUGGACAAAUAUCUCGAAAAUCUUCACAUUAUUUCCUUUAAAAGCUCUAACCACUAAAAAAGACCGCAAUAUUUCUAUCGCGCAUUACACAUCUCACGGGGAGAAGGAAUCGGACCGAGACAGGACAACGUCAAACGGCAAACGGUGAGCUUCCACUUUCCUACAACUACCAAAAUGCAGCCGGG